AGUAUUCGCUGUUGGUUUGUCUCAAAAGCCUGCAGCAAGAAACACCAGCAGGACAGCAGUAAUAAUCAACAUUUGCAUCCUGGAACAUAAAGUAUCUUGCAAAGUUAUUUAUCUAUGUACUGAGUUGAGUGAAAGUGAUAAUUAUAUAAAAACACUGAGGUGAGAGAGAUACAGAUAUGACCUCAAAGGAGGAGCCAAAGUAUCAGACACCACCCACCUGCGAUCUGCUCAGCCUUCUGUUGAAGAACAGACGCCCCACUGGAGCUGUCAACGAGGUUUGGCCCAACCUCUACAUCGGAGAUGCAGCUGCAGCUCGGGAUAAAACCCUGUUAGCGAAACUGGAAAUAACACACGUGGUGAAUGCUGCAGAUGGCCCCCAGCACAUUGACACCGGGCCAGGUUUCUACGCAGACGCCAGCAUACUGUAUCACGGAGUAGAAGCACCAGACUGUAAAGAUUUUGACUUGAGCCCUUUCUUCAGUGAGACGGCUGAUUUUAUUCAUGGUGCUCUGAGCCAAAAAGGGAAGGUGCUCGUCCACUGCGCUCGGGGAAUCAGCCGCUCGGCAGCUCUUACGCUGGCCUUCCUCAUGAUCAAAGAAAGGCUCACACUGGUGGAGGCUGUGGAGGUUGUGUGCCGGCACAGAAACAUCCUCCCAAAUGUUGGAUUUCUGAAACAGCUCCGCGAGCUGGACUCAUCCCUAUUCACGUAGUAGAGCACAUAACGCCAAAAAGGGGACAGUUUCAUAGUUGGCAUCAUCUGUGCAGAUGAAAUCGUCCUGGUGGCUCCAUUUGGGUGGCUUCGGGCACUCGCAUCUUAAGUGAAUUAAAGCACCAUGUAAUCCAACUUGGCUUGAUGGGAUUUUGCUUAGCUUAGUCAAGCGAUACAUCAGCAUUCAUAAUAGCACACUUAAACACACAACAUGCAGAGCACAAAGUAGAACUGACAGACAAAUGUUUUGUCAGGUGAGCGAUCAGCACAGACAGUCUGCCUGUCAGAAAGGGUUUGUCAACACUAAAAUAAAGUUAGCUGAAAGUUAAAAAGACUUCAAUCCUGUCAUGUUCGGUUCAUUUUUGACACAAACGGAACCUCAUUGUAUUUGAGACAAGACUAUUUCAAGCCUUAUUUUUUAAUCUCUUUGUGUUUUUCACACUACAAUUCUCCAUUUUACAAACCAGAAUCCAUCACUGCAGAUUUCUGGGUGAUUUCUUUUUUUCUCAGUUUUCCAUAAUUGAAACGUAUGAAAGUCAAUUAGCCCACUUAUGCAUGAGCUGUGUAAUUGAUUGCUUCAAAAGCUCAUAUUGUAAUACAAUGCUGUUUAUGAUUAGACUAAAUUUUAAAAUAGCUUAUUAUAUAAUUUUAAUAAAAAUGAAUGCACAAUUACUGCUCACUAUGGCGGACUACACAGCUCAAACAGUGCCAUACACGUCACAAAAAGUGAUGGUUCUUUGCUAUUAUUGUUAUUAAUAUUAAACUGCUCUUUAUUUAUUAACAAUAGUGUUUUAUAUUGCAAGAUAAACACCCUUCAAAAUGACACACAUUAACCUGAUGAGCCACAGAUCUCUGUGCAAGCACUUGGAGAAAGAAACCUCCUUUUUAAGAGGAAGUCAUGGACAAAACCAGUUUGUGGAGAGCAGCCAUCUGCUGUGACCAGUCAGGAUGAGGGAAAAGUAGUAAAAUGUAGCAAAAGCAUAUCCGUAGAGAAAAAUACAGUCAUGACAUUGGUCCUCCCCAGACCUCAACAUUAUUGAAGCAGUGU
Messenger RNA from Haplochromis burtoni (Burton's mouthbrooder), 1757 nucleotides. RefSeq names its product dual specificity phosphatase 29. Gene Ontology annotation, molecular function: MAP kinase phosphatase activity; protein tyrosine/serine/threonine phosphatase activity. NCBI's taxonomy places the organism in Eukaryota, Metazoa, Chordata, Actinopteri, Cichliformes, Cichlidae. The transcript has 3 exons. Gene Ontology annotation, biological process: negative regulation of MAPK cascade; protein dephosphorylation. Gene Ontology annotation, cellular component: cytoplasm. Bases 177 to 710 code for a protein of 177 amino acids. The record is from RefSeq and is a predicted model, not a curated record.